Molecule: messenger RNA, 3377 nt
Organism: Chanos chanos (milkfish)
Lineage: Eukaryota; Metazoa; Chordata; Actinopteri; Gonorynchiformes; Chanidae
Gene: pcyt1ab
Product: phosphate cytidylyltransferase 1A, choline b
Exons: 10
Coding region: 222-1313 (363 amino acids)
Biological process (GO): CDP-choline pathway
Cellular component (GO): endoplasmic reticulum
Molecular function (GO): phosphatidylcholine binding; choline-phosphate cytidylyltransferase activity
Source: RefSeq, a predicted model, not a curated record
UCCCCGUCUGGUCCCUGAUGUCCGCUUUUAACUAUUUCAAGCUAAGUCAAUUACCCACAUUAUGUAGCAGCUGUCUACAACCUUUAUUAAUUACUACAGUACAAAACGCACCGACAGACUGUUAAUCAGCUAACUGUGUCUGGACCGUGUCGACACACAAAAAAACCUCUCCCAAGCACUGCUCCACCUCUGCCAACUCCGCACAGAGCGCUGUUGAGGGCAUGGAAGCACACGGCUCAGAGCAUCAGACCCCUAGAAAAAGGAGGAGAGAAGGCUCAAAUGGAGAAACGGACGACAGUCAGCGGUUGGCCAAAGCUCCACGUCGCACUGUGGGCCUUAGAGAACCAGCCCCAUUUGCAGAUGAACUGGAGACAGUAAAAACACCCUAUGUUCGCGUGACCAUGGAAGAGGCACAGCGUGGCACACCACCAGAUCGACCUGUGCGUGUGUAUGCUGAUGGGAUUUUUGACAUGUUUCAUUCGGGUCAUGCCAGGGCUCUGAUGCAGGCCAAGAGCUUGUUUCCAAACACACACCUUAUUGUAGGAGUGUGCAAUGAUGAUUUGACGCAUAAGUUCAAGGGCUUUACUGUGAUGAACGAAGAUGAGCGCUACGACGCUGUCAGUCACUGUCGCUACGUGGAUGAGGUUGUGCGUAAUGCGCCGUGGACACUGACACCAGAGUUUCUUGCCAAACACAGAAUUGACUUUGUUGCCCAUGAUGAUAUUCCGUACAUCUCUGCGGGGAGUGACGAUGUUUACGAGCACAUAAAGAGAGCAGGCAUGUUCGCCCCCACCCAGAGGACGGAGGGCAUCUCUACCUCUGACAUCAUCACGCGAAUUGUGCGGGAUUAUGACGUUUACGUGCGUCGCAACCUGCAGAGGGGCUACACGGCCAAGGAGCUCAACGUCAGCUUCAUCAACGAGAAGAAGUACCAUCUACAGGAGCACGUAGACAAGGUGAAGCAGAAGGUGCGAGAUGUUGAGGAGAAGAGUAAGGAGUUUGUGCAGAAGGUGGAGGAGAAGAGCAUCGACCUCAUUCAGAAAUGGGAGGAGAAGUCCAGAGAGUUCAUCGGCAACUUCCUUCAGAUGUUUGGACCAGACGGCGCACUGAAGCACAUGCUGAAGGAGGGCAGGGGUAGAAUGCUUCAGGCCAUCAGUCCCAGACACAGCCCCGACAGCAGCCCAACGCAGGAGGAGCGCCCGCCCUCCCCUGCCUUCCGCCUCCCCUUCUUCACAAGGACGUCUCCUCCAUCCUCACCUCCUCUUCACAGCGGAGCAAACAGCAUUAGCGAGGAUGAGGACGAGGAAGACUAAUCUCUUCGUUUAACCCCCGUAACACCUGUCUUCCAUCAACCUGUUUCUGCUUUUUUUCUUUCUCUCUCUCUCUCUCUCUGUCUGUCCUGGCUGAUGUGAUGUGUUGAAGGACAAGGAUGAGAUGUUUGAGCAGAUACAGAGACUAGGAUAAAACCAUACUCAGUACCACCCUGUCACCAGAGCCAUGAGGUCAGACCAUGUCUGCAGUUUCUCCUCUUUUCUCUGUCAGUAAACAGACCAAACACACACACACACACACUAACACAAACACACACAAGUUAUCUCAACUAACGUUUAAAACCCUGGGUGUAUGUUCAUAUCUGAUCCCAGGUAAAAAGGGACCACACAUUGUUUGUUUGUUUUUUCCUGGGAAAGUCUUGAAUGUGAUGCUCCAGUCUUGUUUAUUUAUGUAAAAUUUGUGUAUGUUCAUGGAUAAACCAAGCAUAAAUUCAAUCAUAUGCUACCUUCAGCCCAAGCACAUGGCUAUAGUUCUUUACCACCAUAUAAACUGUUAUGUCAAACAUCAUGUGUAGUAAAACGUUUAAGUAAAUUUGUGUUAUGUGGAUAAGAUUCAGGUUUCUCACUCUUAAGGCUUGAAGGGACCUCAAAUCAAAAGUACAGCCUCUGUACACUUUUGCGUUAUAUGGUCCAAAGCAGCUAUUGUUUAGCUGUGUAUUCUGCAUUUCUCUACAUUGGCCAGAUCCACAGGUUUAAUAGGCAUUGUGUUGUCUGGAUGGAUUUGGGGUUUUGGGACAGAGGGUGAUGAGGGACAUUUGGGAGUUUUUCCCCCCUUAUGGAGUCAUGGAAUGCUCUCCCUCCCCUCUUCCCGUAAAGCACAGAGCAGUGGGUUCUCUUCACCCGGAAAACACCAGGAUGAAUGGUUGCUAUCUAUCGUCCUCUUAUCUGUGUUCUCUCUGUCUUAAAUGCCCAGCUAUCCCAUAUCACCAUAGCAACCCCUGGCAAUGAUUUAGAGCAGAUUUCUUUCCUGGUAGCAGUGGAGGAUGCUCAGGUUUUGUUUUGUUUUUUUGUCCAAAAGUAAUUCAGUUAUUUCAACAUAAACAUAUUUUGUUCAUUGUCCCUUUGCUUAUCUUUUGACAGUCUUGUUACAGAUAUUAGUAAUAUACAUAUGUGUGUGUGUGUGUGUGUGUGUGUCAUGUGUAGAAAGGACAUACAUUUCAGUUGAUCUCAUCUACAUUUCCAUUUUUCUUUCACUUCAACAUUUGACAUAAUCUGGUCUUCCUGAGUCUUGGCUUCAGUUCAGACCAUGUCUGAUGGCCUCAUUUCCCUAGGGCUGAUGCCACCACCCACCCCCCUCUCUGCAGCACUGUGGCAUUCCACUCGCUCUUUCCUCCAACGGAUUUUCCAUGUUUACAAUGCUCGGGGCCCAGUUGGAGACGUGAGAGCUCUGUGCUAGUGUAGCUGUUUAGACGGAACACAUCCUCUUAGAGGUCACAGGUACAGUACCUGAGAAAUGACUCUUAGAGGUCACAGGUACAGUACCUGAGAAAUGACUCUUUGAGGUCACAGGUACAGUACCUGAGAAAUGACUCUUAGAGGUCACAGGUACAGUACCUGAGAAAUGACUCUUUGAGGUCACAGGUACAGUACCUGAGAAAUGACUCUUAGAGGUCACAGGCACAGUACCUGAGAAAUGACUCUUAGAGGUCACAGGUACAGUACCUGGGAAAUGACUCUUAGAGGUCACAGGUACAGUACCUGAGAAAUUACCCCUAGGCGAAUCACUGAACAUGUGAUUCAUCUUGUUAAUGACGAGACUACCCGUUGUAUUAUGUUUAUAAUUUUACAAUAACAGCAACAAUAAGAGCAAUUCCCUGAAACUUUUGUCGGCUGGAUUUACCAAAACUGUAUCCAUGUACAGUAAAGUUUGUAAGCCUUAACGUGCAAAAAUACCAACAGGACAAGUGACUGGUGCAUUGUGGCCACCAAUCACGUUGCAAGUUUUGCGUGAGCUGCAAGCAUUUUGAGGUUUUGGUAAACCAGCUCCUUUGUAUGUUGCUAUAUAUUUAUACACGUGUUCGUUUGCCUACGUCUUUUUCCAUGUAU